GAAUGGAGCGACAUUGGAGUUCUUCAUGCACUGUUAAUCAAUUCUGUGAUCUAAAUUAUGAAGAAUACUUGAAAAUCAAGCAAAAACCUAAUUCUAUGUAUAAUUUCAAUGACGAGUAUGCAUUACAUCGAUAUGGAUUAUGGAUGCAGAAUGCUAUCAGAAGGAUCAAACGUGCUAGAGAAGCUGGUAAAAAGAUCAGUGCAUGCACAAUUAUACAAAGAAAAUGGUUAGAAAUUUUCUACAGACCUGAAGCUGUUAGGGAAGAAAUGCGUCAG
Dentiscutata heterogama is the source of this 275-nucleotide messenger RNA. Lineage: Eukaryota; Fungi; Glomeromycota; Glomeromycetes; Diversisporales; Gigasporaceae. The record is from the annotation of a GenBank genome assembly.